CCAUCUUUUCCUGCGACGCCAUGAGUCCUGAUGUAAUCUGAGUCCGGGUUUUGGGGGAACAGUCCACGAACAAGAUGGCUGUGCUGGGACAAGAAAAUCAUCUUUCUUCUUCCACCUAAUCUCUGAUUUUAACGCCAUCGGUUCUUCCGUGGAAAUGAUUUAACUUUUAACAAACUUUAAACGCAGUUUCAGGACAGAGGAAAUAGGAUUUCAAACGCGGUUUAACUCGGUUUGUUGUUUCUGAAGAAAGUUUUUCUGGAGGUUUUGGUGAAAACUGUUAACGUCGGCAACAAGGACCAGGACAGAGUCAAAUAUAUAAAUAUAUAAACACAGAGAAACGGUUUAUUUUGUUAUAUACCUGUAACUCUGUGGUUUAAAUGAGUUUAAUCUGAGGAGAAAUGUCUGAAACACUUCAGACGGUUUAAACAGAGAGAAAAAAAACGGAAGUUUUCCAGAUGAUCCAGAUCAGAUAAAACCUGGACCAUGAGUUCAUCCAGAGUCAGACCUCAGCAGGUCCCUCAGACCGGCAGGCUCCCCCACAGACUGGACUCCACCGAGGGCAUCGAGAUGGAGAACAUCCAGCACCAGGACCUGGGUCUCGGAGGAGUCGCGGGGACCCCGUCCCCCCCGUCAAGACAGGCCUGGAGCCGGGACAACCCGGGGUUCGAGCCCGAAGACGAGAUCAUGGAAGCCGACUGGCCUCCGGCGAGUCCCGGGAGGAGGUCUGUGUCCACGGCCUCCAGCAGCAGCUGCAGCAGCGGCCUGGGCAGCUACACCGGCCCGGGCAGCAGCACCCACAUCCCCCGAGGAGGACUGUACCCGACCCCGACCCUGGACCAGCAGCAGCAGGAGAGACCGGAGCAGCCGGGCUGUCUGAAGCAGAUCCUGCACAGGCUCAGAGUGCUGUGGGGCACAGAGCUGAUGGAGGACAGUGACAGCAGCAGAGAGAGAUAUCUGAGGAACGUCCUGAGAGAGAUGAUCACAUACAUCACCUUCCUCAUCACCAUCUGUAUCUUGACGUAUGGGAUGGUGAGUGCCAACAUGUAUUACUAUACCAGAGUCAUGUCUCAGCUCUUCCUGGACUCUCCUCUGUCUGCUGAGGACUCCUCCACCUUCAGACACCUCUCCACCAUGGAGGAUUUCUGGAAGUUCACAGAGGGGCCGUUCCUCAGUGGGAUGUACUGGGAGGUUUGGUACAAUAACAAGAGUCUGCCGGAGAACCAGAGUCUCAUCUACUACGAGAACCUGCUCCUCGGGGUGCCACGUCUCCGACAGGUCAGAGUCCGCAAUGAGUCCUGCUCCGUUCACGAAGACCUUAGAGAUGAGGUCCAGGACUGCUACGACAUGUACACCCCGGCAAACGAGGACACUGCCCCCUUCGGGCCCAGGAAUGGGACCGCGUGGGUCUACACCACAGAGAGUGAGAUGAACAGCAGCAGUUUCUGGGGUCAGGUCUCUAAGUAUGGAGGAGGAGGAUACUACCAGGACCUGUCCCGAACCAGAGAGGAGUCAGCGAUCCAGCUGCAGGUUCUCAAAGACCACCUGUGGCUAGACAGGGGCACCAGGGCCGUCUUCCUGGACUUCUCUGUCUACAAUGGAAACAUCAACCUGUUCUGCAUCGCCAGGUUGUUGGUGGAGUUCCCUGCCACGGGCGGGGUCGUGACCUCCUGGCAGUUCCAGACCGUUCGUCUGGUGCGAUACGUGUCGAGCUGGGACUGCUUCGUCGGCAUGUGUGAGGUGGCAUUCUGCCUGUUCGUCCUGUACUACGUGGUGGAGGAGGUUCUGGAGAUCCGGAUCCACCGUCUGCAUUACUUCAAGAGCCUGUGGAACUGCCUGGAUGUUCUCAUCCUGGUGCUGUGUGUUGUUGCGAUCAUCAUGAACAUAACCAGAACAGCCAUGGUUGGAAAUCUCCUUAAAGGCCUGUUGGAGAACCACACGGCUCACCCGAGCUUCGAGCCCCUGUCAGACCUGCAGGUCCAGUUCAACAAUGUGGCUGCAGUCAUUGUCUUCUUCUCCUGGGUCAAGCUCUUUAAGUUCAUCAACUUCAAUAAGACCAUGAGUCAGCUGUCCAGCACCAUGUCCCGCUGUGCCAAAGACCUGGUGGGGUUCACCAUCAUGUUCUUCAUCAUCUUCCUGGCGUAUGCUCAGCUGGCCUACCUGGUGUUUGGAACCCAAGUCAACGACUUCAGCACUUUCCAGGCCAGCAUUUUCACUCAGUUCAGGAUCAUCCUCGGGGACUUUGAGUUCUCUGAGAUUGAGGAGGCGACCCGGUGCUUCGGACCGAUCUACUUCACCACCUUUGUCUUCUUUAUUUUCUUCAUCCUCAUGAACAUGUUCCUGGCGAUCAUCAAUGACACGUACUCUGAGGUGAAGGCUGACAUGUCCCAGCAGAGGUCUGACAUGGAGAUGACCGACCUCAUUAAGAAAGGUUGUAACAAAGCUCUGAUGAAGCUGAGACUGAAGAAGACGGCGGUGGACGACAUCUCCGACAGUUUACGUCAGGCCGGAGGCAAACUGAACUUUGAUGAACUCCGUCAGGAUCUCAAAGGAAAGGGCCACACAGACGCUGAGAUUCAGGCCAUCUUUGCCAAGUACGAUCAGGAUGGAGACCAGGAGCUGACGGAGCACGAACACCAGCAGAUGAGAGACGACCUGGAGAAAGAGAGAGAGGACUUGGAUCUGGAACGUAAUUCGCUGACUCGACCCAGCAGUGGGCGGAGCUUCCCUCGUACGCAGGACGACUCGGAGGAGGACGACGAUGAGGACAGCGGCCACAGCUCCCGUCGCCGUGGCAGCAGCUCAGGAGGCGUCUCCUAUGAGGAGUUUCAAGUGCUGGUGAGGCGUGUGGACCGGAUGGAGCACUCCAUCGGCAGCAUCGUGUCCAAGAUCGACGCUGUGAUCGUGAAGCUGGAGGCCAUGGAGAGAGUGAAACUGAAGAGGAGAGACGUGGUGGGCCGGCUGCUCGAUGGAGUCAUGGAGGACGAGCGUCUGGGCCGGGACACAGACGUCCACAGGGAGCAGAUGGAGCGGCUCGUGAGGGAGGAGAUGGAGCGCUGGGAGUCCGACGACAUGGUCUCUCAGGUCAGCCACCCUCAGCCGCCCACUCCCGUUGGCCCCCGCCCUCGCCCGCCCUCCUCCCUGUCUGCCGACGGCCUGGACGCCGGCACCAACGGGAGCGGCCACGUGUGAAGAACAUCCUUCAGAGGUACAAGUCACUUCAGACAUGGAGCAGAGUCAUGAUUGAAGCUGUUUAAAUUCUUUGUUACAGAGACAAACCUCAGAUAAUUAAUGCACUGACAGUGAGUGAGGUUCAUCUGAAGGAUUCUGUAAUAUUUCUGUAACAGGAUGAUCAAACAGAGGCUGCAGAGUAAAGAAGGAUUCACAGUAAUAAAUCACAGUAUUAAACUCAGUAUAAUAAACCAGCUGCAGUCUUGAUUUUAGUUUCACCUGCUUCUUCUUUGUCUCGCACACGUAAACAUUUCAACACCACAAAGCUUCUCUCUGAAUGUUUAUUUUAACAGUAGAUCAAACUGUGGCUCAUUCUGUCAUAUUUACUCCUCUGUUCAUCAGUUAUUAAGCUUCUAAUUAAAUAGCUUAUUAUCACUUUAUGAUACAUAUUGUAACUUGAAACAAACUUCGAUUUGGAGUGCAUCUAGUGUUCAUGGGAAACCCAUGCAUUUAUUUUUUAUUUUUUCCUUGUGCCUUAAUUUUUUCUUUUUUUCUUUUCUUUUUUUUUUUUUUUACAAUCCAUGUUUUUUAAAUCUGUUAUGCCAAAUAAAGUUAUUAAAAUUAAAAA
This is a messenger RNA of Lates calcarifer (barramundi perch), 3796 nucleotides long. It is a transcript of the gene pkd2, whose product is annotated as polycystic kidney disease 2. NCBI's taxonomy places the organism in Eukaryota, Metazoa, Chordata, Actinopteri, Centropomidae. Gene Ontology annotation, biological process: detection of mechanical stimulus; potassium ion transmembrane transport; release of sequestered calcium ion into cytosol. Gene Ontology annotation, cellular component: membrane. The record is from RefSeq and is a predicted model, not a curated record. Gene Ontology annotation, molecular function: signaling receptor binding; potassium channel activity; voltage-gated calcium channel activity.